Molecule: messenger RNA, 4878 nt
Organism: Pocillopora meandrina
Lineage: Eukaryota; Metazoa; Cnidaria; Anthozoa; Scleractinia; Pocilloporidae
Source: the annotation of a GenBank genome assembly
AAUAGCUAAAUGAAGGCAAAUAACGACUUACAAGGAGGAAUAUAGAGUGUGCUACGUAGACACGUCACAACACGUUCAGGUUUCAUUUUUGUGAUUAUUUUCACUUAUGUCACUCGAUGUUUGUUUACGAGCCUUGAACGUGCUUAUAAGGGAUGGAACGGAAGGAAAAAUUGAUUCAAAACCGAAAUCUCUCUUGGAUCACGUGACGAUCAUACAUGCGGAAAUAACUCAGUGUUAACAGGUCUAUAAAAGAAAAGUUCCCUUUCGUUUCUAAUCAGAUUUAUGAUGGCGUUAUCGGCUGGGUUUCUCCGAGCGUUUGGAUUGUUUCAAGUUUCUUUGGUCGUUCUUGGAUCCGGUCUUGUUUACGCUGAAAAUAAUUCUUCACCACGAUUUCCAGUUGGCGAUCCACGAAACUGUCCUCUCGCAAAGGGAGUUUAUCGCUUCGAGGUUCUUCCGGGAGGCGGCUGGGACAACUUAAGAAAUGUUCAUAUGGGCGCUGUUUCAGUGAUGAAUUACUCCAAAUGUAAGACUUCAGACGACGGCAAGUAUCUCAUUCCCGAUGAUGUGAUCCUGUAUCCUAUCAAAGAGAGCAAAGUGCAUGUAUUUGCUGAAAUGUACGAUCACUGGCACAACUAUUCGUCCACCACAACGAAGUCUAUCAAUGCGGAAGCUUCGGGAAAAUUUGGUUUUGGAAGCAUAAGUGGUUCGUUUUCUUCUGAGUUCGAAUCAGUGAAGAAACAUCAAGUGGAAGAUAAGGCUGUAACCACUCGAGCACAACUACGCCAUGUUUUAUACACGGCGAAACUCCAGCCCGAUGCCCCUCUACAGGCACCGUUCAAGUCCCGUUUGCUCGAGAUCGCAUCUCACUUACAGCAUAACAAUACUGCUUAUGCAAAUUUUCUGGCGCAGGUAUUGGUUCGAGAUUUCGGAACGCAUUAUGUUACAAGCGUAAAGGCCGGAGCAGCCCUGGCGAAAGUGGAUCACUUGACAAAGAAAUUCGUGGCUGAUUUCAGUGAAGAUAAAAGUAAGAUUACAGCUGCCGCGAGUGCGUCUUUUUUCGGGGUGUUUGGAGCUAGUGCUAGCUAUACUCAGACAACUGACAAAAAAGUUUUGGAUGAAUACACACAGAACAUCGCUUAUUCCACAGUAUAUACAUUCGGAGGACCUCCAUUCAGGGUGAAUUUUACCAUCAACAAAUGGGAAGACCAACUAUUGGACGAACUGGUUGCAGUUGAUCGGUCAGGUGACCCUCUUCAUUUUGCAAUUACACCUGGAAGUGUACCAGAAUUGUCCGAAGAACUGGUCUUCAAACUAGCCAACGUUGUCGAAAAAGCCAUUAAACAGUACUAUGAGCACAAUACCAUUAAAGGAUGCACCAAAAAGGACUCUCCGAACUUCAGCUUUCAGGCCAACCUCGACGAUGGAUCUUGCGAGAGCCCAACCAAUAACUACACCUUCGGGGGCGUUUAUCAAACGUGCCAAUGUGAGGGCUCUCCAUCCAGUAAUCCUUGUGGAUCUUUUCUCCAGAAGAACCCUCUCACGGCUGACUACUCUUGUAGUAGUGGUUAUGAACCAGUCAUGGUACAUCAAGGUCGCACACCCGAAAGCUGCCAUCGUGAGUGCCAUGGAUGGUGGAUUUUUAAAAGCUGCGACACUCAUUGCGGAUUCGCCAGCUACGACACCUACUGGUGUGUUGCGGAAGGUUCGGUGCCUCGUAAUACAGGGUAUCUCUUUGGUGGACUCUACAGCAAUGUGUUAAAGAACCCAGUCACACAAGAUCACAGCUGUCCAGUUAGGUUUUACGCCUUGCGCUUUGGAGCCACCAUGCAAGUUUGUGUGAGCGAUGACUACGAGCUAGGCUUCCAGCAGUCGGUCCCCUUUGGUGGCUUCUUCAGUUGUAAUACUGGUAAUCCUCUCGGUGUAAAGAAAGCUGCGGACAGUGCCAAAGGAUCAAACGGUAUGUCUCCUCUCUUUCCACUUUUACACCUUACAUUGGUAGGCAUAUUCUCUCUACUUUUCUCCAGACAUUUCCUAUUUUAACGACGAGGAGAAACUGUUUAACGAUCAAGAGCUUCUUUGAUAAAUGAUUAUUCCUUCUAAAUUUCGUGACAUUAGUGUUUGAUUCAGGGGUGAGAAUGUGAAGAGAAAUUAAUUAGAUAAUUAAGAUUCUUAGAGGUUGAAGGGUUACAUUGAAAUAGACCCUUCAAGCUUAAUGGUUUCAUUUUCUUCUUUUUUUUAAUUUUUUUCGCUUUUUAUAGAAGUAUUUUUUUUAUCCUAAUUGAUAGCUAGAAAUUUCAAAAAUUCAGAAACGCCUGAUUGUUUUAAGAUCAGCAGGCGCAUUGGAUUCUUGCUUUCUCGUUGUUGCGAUUUUGAAAUAGUUGUGCCUCUCAAUGUAUCAUUUUGUUUUGCAAAUUUAUCUGAAAGGGACUCUAAAAAGCUUAAGUGACAUAGAUUUUAGAGCUUAACUUUUCGGUUUUCAAUUACCACUCGGCCAACCUACAACUCAUCAACAAUUUACAGCUUUUGUUUUCCAAUGCAGGUAUAGCUUUUUAUUUCGCUUUUCUGCGAAAACAUGUUUCCUUUGAAACUUUAUGCCAUCCAAGUAAUUUUCGGGUUUCGAAUUGUGCUGCGUCACCUGUUUCUUACGACUAUGAAGAAAUUUUGUAAGUCAUGGCUCGGUGUUCACCGAUAAGUUUUUUUUUCUUCUAGCUCGGUAUUAACGUACGACAUUCCUUUCAGCCUUUCAAAUGUGGAUGAAUGGUUAGGAAACAUGACUACGUUCAUGAGAACAAAAACAAAUAUGAGCGAAAUUGUUUUGUGCACUUUCGAAUCGAAUAGGCUCAGUAGCCAUCGCGUGCCGAAAGACAAACUAUCCAUGUAGAAAAUAAAGCAACAGCGGAAGUAAACGUUGACACUCAGAACCGGCUACAUAUGGAAAUUGCUUGUUGACAUCUAGUGAUACAUUGUGAUAAGAUCAUAAUGAAAGAGAUUUGACACAAAAUUUCUUUAUCAGGCGCUCAAGCGAAGAUCGAGGAACAAAGUCAAAAUCUAUCUCGGAUUCUUUCUCCUUCGCUGUAAAGCAUGAACACGACUCAGUCAUUGUUAUUCAUCUCCGCCCCUACUGCGGGGUGGCGAAACCAAUACCUUAAGACCUUACCAUUGUCGUUCCACCAUCUUAGUUAAUCUCGCUCAUAGGCUGAAUUAGAAUUGCGUUUCCUAUCAUCGAACUCAGCGAGACAGGUUGAGACAACGGUCAAAUCUUCCUUCAUUCGUUUACUUAUCCGUUUUGUCUUUUGCUACUUUGCAGGUCUCUCAGGCUUGGCAUUGUUCGUGAAACAGUCUGGUCCAUCUGUAUGGCCAAAAACCUGUCCAAUAGGUUAUUCUCAACAUUUGGGAGCCAUUGAAGAAGACUGUGAGAUCAACUUCUGCGUGAAGUCCAAUAUAUUCAACAGCCAGGGAUUUCCCAUCAUCAAAAGACCUCCUUACUCGAAUGCGCCCAAAAUUUACAAAUACACCGUGCCCUUGCUUGUGGUUAACAAUGACACCGGACAUAUUUGGUUUAAACGAUCCAACUCACUACAUUGGGUUUUGGCCACUAAAAGGUGAGUGAAGGGAAUGUCAUUCUCUCAGCAGAGUCGGUACUGAGUAGAAUAUUGCAGGGUUGAAACCUGAAAGUAAGAGUUGAUCUUGUAAUAAGAUUUUCCAGGUGAGGGAAGCACUAAAACGAACGCUCGUCAGUGAAAAUAAAAGCUAUCCUUAGAGUAAAGUGAAGGGUCGUUUGCCAGUCGAAUGACUGCACCGGUUCCUCCCAGGGAAUUAACAAACUAUUCCUCUUAUCUCUUUCGCAUUCAGCUCUGUCGCUGAAUUCGCAGCCGAAACCAACCUAGAUGGUCCUGCAAUAAUAGGUAUGGAUCCCGUGCAUGAAAACUUGAAAAAAGGCAAACAAAAGUCUUCCUCACAGAGUUCCCGUGAUGCCAUGGGUGCCGGGGCCGCGGCUGGUAUUACAUUCGGCGUGACAGCAUUGGCAGGAUUGUUGAUCGCAGUCAUGGUCAUUGGCUGGCGUCGCCAUAAGACCAUUCAAAGAGAGAGCAGCGGUUUAAUGGAGCCAUUGAAUCCCACUGGGUACGGCGCCGUAAAAGAGGAAGGAAGCCCACAAGUUUGAAUUAUGCAGGAACUUUAAAUUGUCUGAAAACUAACAAAUGACUCCAGAUAAUAACUUAAUGUCUCUUAAAACGUUUUUGAAGUUGACAUUUUCUCGCGCUUUGUCCCGUAAAUUCCUUUUUCUGAUAAUUGUGUUUUUCAAGUGACAUUGUUACCAGCGCUUGUUCUGUUUAAAUUGUGAUAGAAGAAAUAACCCUAAUUUCAGAGGCACAGAGAAUGUAAACAAAGGAUGUUUCGUUUGACAGAGUACGGUUACACCUGUUUACACAAUGAUAUUGAGUGUCGCUAAACCAAAACCAAAGUAAUCACAACUUCUAAUCAGAAGAAAGAAAAAUACUUUAAGAGCCAAUGAGAAUUCAAAGUAAAAACCACGGAACUGCUAAAAGCGCGGGAAAACGCGAGCGACUACCUGGUAAAUUGGUUUUAGUUUUGAUCUGAUUGGUCAAGAGAGUAGUGUGAGUUUCCUGCACCAAUCACGGAUCUAAGUAGAGCAAAAACAAAGCAAGCCUGGAUUACUUUCAACUCCUGCUUGUCGUGUCGGACAAACACUGGAUCAUUGUGUUGUACUCUCAAACUACUUAACUAAAACUGUGUUGUUUACGGUAUAAUCCUAAAAGCUAUUCUGCCUUUUCAGUAGUCGGUUUGAGAAGUUAUUUUGCAUUGAAUCACAUUGAAAAACAAUGAAUAGACGAAUAAAUAUAUUUAUAACAUAGCUGG